AUUUAAUAUUGAUAACAUGGUCCAUAAACAUGGACUGGAAUUUUAUGGAUACAUUAAACUAAUAAAUUUUAUUAGACUUAAGGUAAGUUGGUAGCUUAAUUUAUAAUUUUGGAGACUGAAGAAAUACCAUGGGGACCAAUGAUGCACUGAUUUUAGAAAAAUACAAAGAACUGCUAAAUGAAGAACUGGUUUAGAUUUUAGCAUCAUAUUGGGGGAAUCAUGGACAUUAGGAACUAGUAUAACAUGGAGCACCAAGUAAAUGAAUAUACACCAUGCUUCAUAAGGUGUCAUUUUUAACUAUUUCUAGGAGGUGAAUCGAUGUUACGUGAAAAAGUAAUACAGUGUCCAAUAAUGGGAAAUAUUGAUACACAGUAUUUCUCUAAAAUCAGAAAGAAUUUGUAGUGUGAUUUCAAGUAUUGUGAUUGUCUUUUCUAUUUUUCAAAUACUUUGUCCUUUUUUCUAUUCAAAUGAAUGUUUAUGUUGCCACUUCCUCCAAAUCCAAACAAUAUUGAAUCCAAUAUUGAAGCCAUGUUGCAUAUUAAUGUAAGCAGUCAUCCAGUCAAGUUAAUGAAAUGACAGAAUCCUACAGUUGAGUAUAUGAAUUCCAUAUACAAUCCAGUGCCUUGGGAGAAGGAAGAGUAUUUGAAGCCAGUAUUAGAAGAUGACCUAUUACUUCAAUUUGAUGUGGAAGAUCUUUAUGAACCUGUGUCAGUCCCAUUCUCGUACCCCAAUGGACUCAGUGAAAAUACAUCUGUGGUUGAAAAAUUGAAACAUAUGGAAGCCAGAGCACUGUCUGCUGAAGCUGCACUAGCUAGAGCACGUGAGGAUCUGCAAAGAAUGAAGCAAUUUGCUCAGGAUUUUGUGAUGAACGCAGAUGUCAGAACCUGCUCGUCAUCUACUACUGCCAUUGCAGACCUCCAGGAAGAUGAGGAUGGUGUUUAUUUCAGCUCAUACGGGCAUUAUGGGAUACAUGAAGAAAUGCUAAAGGACAAAGUGCGAACAGAAAGUUACCGAGAUUUUAUAUACCAAAAUCCACAUAUCUUCAAAGACAAGGUAGUUCUGGAUGUUGGCUGUGGAACUGGAAUUCUCUCUAUGUUUGCAGCUAAAGCUGGGGCAAAGAAGGUUCUUGGAGUUGAUCAAUCUGAAAUACUUUACCAGGCAAUGGAUAUCAUAAGACUAAAUAAACUUGAAGAUACUAUUAUACUAAUUAAAGGAAAGAUUGAAGAAGUUUGCCUUCCUGUAGAAAAAGUGGAUGUCAUUAUAUCUGAGUGGAUGGGCUAUUUUCUUCUUUUUGAGUCUAUGUUAGAUUCUGUCCUUUAUGCAAAGAACAAAUACUUGGCAAAAGGAGGAUCGGUGUACCCUGAUAUUUGCACCAUCAGCCUUGUGGCAGUAAGUGAUACGAAUAAGCAUGCCGAUAGAAUUGCUUUUUGGGAUAAUGUUUAUGGCUUCAACAUGUCCUGUAUGAAGAAAGCAGUUAUUCCAGAAGCUGUUGUGGAAGUUUUAGAUCCAACAACUGUUAUUUCAGAUGCUUGUAGUAUUAAGCAAAUAGAUUGCCAUACAACGUCUGUCUCAGCUUUGGAGUUUUCUUCAGAUUUUACCCUGAAAAUUACAAAGACAUCCAUGUGCACGGCAAUUGCUGGCUACUUCGAUAUAUAUUUUGAGAAGAAUUGUCACAGUAGGGUUGUGUUCUCCACGGGCCCCCAGAGUGCCAAAACACACUGGAAGCAAACGGUAUUUCUAUUGGAAAAGCCAUUUUCAGUUAAAGCAGGUGAAGCCUUGAAAGGAAAGAUCACAGUCCACAAGAAUAAGAAAGAUCCACGUUCGCUCAUUGUGACCCUCACAUUGAAUAAUUCAACUCAAACUUAUGGUCUCCAGUGAAAAGCCCACAGAACCACAACUAACUGGGGUUCUUAUGGGGGGGGGGGUAUGGGUAGGGGGUGGAGUGAGGGGCUUUAUGUGAGCAUGUGGAUGAUCCUUUCCUGAUGCUUCUCCUCAGUACGAGAAACACAUGGUAAGAACCUAAUAUAAUUCAGCUAAAGAAGGAAAAGCACCUGAGCCUAGUGGAGUGCCUCCAUAAUCACAGUCUUAGACGUCUGGCCAGCAAGAUUUUACUAGAUAUACCCCUACAUUGAAUUUAGCCAUAUUGAAAACAAUUUAAAUAGGCCUGAAUUUGGAACAGAGGUAUCCUUUUGUUGGUUUUAAUGUUUCUUACUAUAAAUUUUAAACACUGGUAACUGAUUAGUUAGUUAAUGUUUUAUUAAACUAGUAACUAUACACAAGCUAGUGUACAUUUUAUUGCAGAUUUCUGCUCUGAGGAGUAGUUUUUAAUUGUAUUAUUGAAAAGAGUAUCAGCAUAUAAUAGAUUAAAGAGCAAGUGGAAGGGACCAAAAUUUGGAAAAGAGCGUCACACAAAUCAUAUUUAAAGACAGCUUAGUUGAUUAUCCUCUAGUUCUGAACUUCUCAUUUUACAGCUGCUUUCCUCCUCACAAAUACUCUUUCACCACAGAGUUUUCUGGGGCUGCCCAGGAAAUCCAAUUUCAGUACAUUUAUCCUAGGUUUCAUGUAAACUUUUAAAGGUUUGGAAAAAUAAGUACCUAUUUACUAAUGUAUCUUUUUCAAACUAGAUUUAUGCGCAAAGUUAAACAUGUAAAUGUUAAUAGACAUCUGUCCCUCUGUACAACUGUGUCACUUACAGUUAUUUACACAAUUUGAAGUGCAGAGUAGAAAACAUUCAAUACACUGUAUACAAUAACCAAUAGCAUUAUAAAAUGAUAUUUUAACAUACUAAAGCCUUUUAUAAAAUCGGAAACAUUUAAAACAAUUCUUAAGAAAGGAAUCAUCUUUUAAGAAAACAGGGAUUUAAAGGCAGCUAGGUCACAUAUUUCUUUUCAGUUCAAAAGCUGGUUCUUUUUCAAAAGGCAUACACAAGGCAGCGUAGCAUAGUGUUGAGAAUCAUGAGCUGUGGAAGUCAGUGUGUAGGUUCAAGCUUUGGUGCCAGCUCUUACUUGCUAUGUGAUCUUAGUCAUGUUCCUAACCUCUCUCUCCCACUAUGAAUGUGCCAGCUCAUGAGUUAACACAUUUUAACUACUUCGAUCAGUGCCUGGCACAUAGAAGGCAGUAAAUGCUGGGUGAUAGUACCCUCAUCAUCAUGCAGUCAAGGGUCUGUUCCAUGGAAUAUGUGGUGUCUACUUAGAUUAGGAAUUGUCACUUCAUCCAAUACUUAAGUAUAUGAAUGGGUGGGAAGAUUUCAGCAAAAAUUAAUGUUUACUAUACCAAAAAUGAUCAAAAAUUUGUCUUUUGGUGUUUAUUAGAGAACUGGAGUUCUAACAAUGGGAAGAUUAACACCUUCAAAUGAUGUGUUUCAGACCAUAGUCUCUUAAGUCUUGCUUCUUACAUAAGCAUGAUUUCUGUUGUCACCGGGUGAAACCAGCAGCUUGUUUUCACAUAAUGCUCUAAUUUGAAUUUAGAGCAUUACUGGAAAUAUGUGGUGCUAAUAGUAUAGUGCAAAGUACUUUAAAUUUUGUCUGGAAUGGCCUCAUGUACAAAUUUGAGUAUGGUGGGGUGAUGAAAAUGAGGAAGCAUAAGAUUCACUGGAUUUUUAAAGUAACCAAAAAACAUCUUACUUUUUUUUGCCUUAUUUUUCUUUAAGUGCAUAACAAUUUUUUUUACUAUUUAAAAAAAUGUAUUUCUCAAAAAUGAUGUUUUAAAAAGUCUUUUUGAUUUGCAUGGGAUUUUCAUCCAGGGGCUCUUUUGAGUUUCUCCUGGUUAUAAAUAGCCCAACCAUAGUUGGUAGAUUUCUGUUCUUUUCAGUUCCCAUUCCCAGGCUGGAACAUUUUAAUGUAUGUAUCUAAACAUUUUAUGAGAAUAUGAGAGUUCAAAUAUUAGCUCUUUGAUUGGAAUUUCAGCUGUCAACCUACUAUGAAAAAUAAGUACUUCAGAGUCUUUGACAGUGAUAAAUACGUUCAUGCUGUGGCAGCUGCACAUUUACGGAUAGCAAACGACUUUGUCCCAAAGAUUUUAUUUCAUUUCAAUUAAGAAAAUAUAUUUUUUCCUCCUAUUUUUCUUUGUGAAAAUUAACAUUGUUAUGCUGUAAUGUGUAGGGUUCAUCCAAAUAUAAUUAUCAUCUCUGUUCAGUGGAACAGUAUUUUCUGAAUGAGCAUUUUGGAAGGAGUGUUUCACCAAAACAACUUUUCAGGGCAUGCAGAGUUGCAAAAGUGGUCCAAGAAGUAGCCCCAACUGCUAAGGACACACUUUAAGAUAAAUGAGGGAGCUGUCAUUUCACUUUGAAAUAAUCCCUGUUUGAAGGGGAGGGCAAGUAAUUCUGGUCCUACAGAGUUACUUGCUUUCUUACCACAUUAAUCUGGAUUAACUGUUGUGGUCUACCUGUGUCCUUUAGCGUUCUACCUUUCUCAGUUUUUAAAGGGAAAUAUCUGAAAUGUAUUGUGUGAAAUAAAGGACUUGAGAUCAGCCCAUACCAAUCUCACCAAUCAUACUAUCAAGUAGAGCAAGUAUGCCAACAGUACUGCUAAGAACAUUCAAUGGGGAGAUUAAAACAGGAUGAUAUGGAUGAUACGUUACUUAGCUCCUGCCCACUAUGCCAGAAAUGAUCAUUUAGGCUACUGAGCUGUAGCAUAGACCCAAAACAGCUAGGGAUUCAGAUUUUUCUGUGGAGAAUAUCUCCAAAACAUACUAAGUAUCCAAUACUGUCAUGGAGUUUGAAUCUAUGAUGAAAGGCAAGGUCAGUGAGAUAGCUGAGGUCAAUCAUUGCCUGUUGUAGGGUUAGCAAACUACAGCCUGAGGCCAAAUCCACCCCAUUGCCCAUUUUGAUAAAAUUUAAUUGGAGCAGAGAUAGCUAAUACUGAAGGUAGAAGAAUUUCUUCACAAGAUUCAUUAAUGGCCAUGGCAGAGAAUAUACAUCCAAUAAAGCACAUUACAAAGACUACAGUUUUUACAAACAUGGAGCUAAGCAGUGGGAUGUACUUCAUGUAUGAGGGUUAGAGGACCAACCAAGACUUACCGUAAUUAAAAAAAAAUACACACACACACACACACACACGGUGUUUACAUUCUUGAGAUGGGUGUCUAGAAUUGUAACUGUUGUAAUUGUGCAAAGAGAAUCAGUACACUAAAACUUUAUAGCUGAUAAUCAACUUUAUUUAGAAAGUUUAGUAAAACCAGAAAAGGGUACAAAAGAACUUUUCACAGUUAGAGAUGGAUUUACCCCGCCCACAGCUACAAACUAAACUAAUGAAGGACUUGGAUGAAUGUCACUAACCUCUGGGUUUUUAAGAGGGCUCUGGAUCCAAAACCAGCUGCCAACAUUAGGAGAAACAGUUAGGGAAAUUGCUUUAUAUCAGCACUUUUGAACAUGCUUUGGUGUCUUCCUUGCUGGGUUCUCACCCUAGAAUGUGGUGUUCCUGUUGUACUUAGGCACUAGGCCCCAUGGGAAGGCAUGUAAUCAAAUGAGGCCACCUAUCAAAUGAGGCCAUGUUGCCUUGGAGGUACAUGUAUUUUUAAUGAUUUUGUGUUUCUUUCCUUGCUAUAAAGUUAGGGUGAACUUUUCCAAGCAGAAUGACGAACAAGCAAAGCACAUUUAAAGUGUCUUAGCAAUUCACUUGUCCUUUCUAAUAAAGUUUUGAGCGCAAAAAAAAAAAGGGGGGGGGUGCCCAGAUGGCUCAGUUGAUUAAGCGUCCGACUUCAGCUCAAGUCAUGA
This is a messenger RNA of Hyaena hyaena (striped hyena), 5713 nucleotides long. RefSeq names its product protein arginine methyltransferase 3 (gene PRMT3). Bases 598 to 1878 code for a protein of 426 amino acids. Gene Ontology annotation, biological process: peptidyl-arginine methylation. Gene Ontology annotation, cellular component: nucleus. The transcript has 14 exons. NCBI's taxonomy places the organism in Eukaryota, Metazoa, Chordata, Mammalia, Carnivora, Hyaenidae. The record is from RefSeq and is a predicted model, not a curated record. Gene Ontology annotation, molecular function: protein-arginine N-methyltransferase activity.